Neurospora tetrasperma FGSC 2508 is the source of this 1668-nucleotide messenger RNA. RefSeq lists its product as uncharacterized. Gene Ontology annotation, biological process: iron ion transport; intracellular manganese ion homeostasis. Lineage: Eukaryota; Fungi; Ascomycota; Sordariomycetes; Sordariales; Sordariaceae. Gene Ontology annotation, molecular function: cadmium ion transmembrane transporter activity; manganese ion transmembrane transporter activity. The record is from RefSeq and is a predicted model, not a curated record. The coding region runs from base 1 to 1668 and encodes 555 amino acids. Gene Ontology annotation, cellular component: membrane. The transcript has 2 exons.
AUGGCCACCAUGACAGACCUUGGUAGCACCGAGGUUCAACCUCCCCCGGGAAUCUCAACGGUCAACAACUACGAGCAGGACGAAAAGAAAGUUGCAAUCCCCCAAGUUUCUCCCUCCGUUUACAGCGAACAGACUCAAAGACCAUGGGUUGCCGGGCUGCGAACCUGGUUCGGACUGCCGCCAAAUCGUCAUUCUCCCCCACCGGUAUACCAACCGCGACCACCGCCGUCUUCGGAGCCGGCGUCGAUAGGCUCCAAGAUCUGGAAGUUUUUCAAGUUUCUAGGCCCAGGUGCUGUCAUCAGCGUUGCAUAUGUUGAUCCGGAUAACUAUCAAACAGCCAUCUCGGCUGGCGCCGAAUUCCAGUAUAAGCUGCUCUUCAUGGUGUUAGUUUCGAACCUAAUAGCCAUCUAUAUCCAAUCACUAUGCGUCAAGUUAGGAACCGUCACCGGCAUGGACUUGGCCCAAAUGAACCGUCGAUGGCUUCCCCGCUGGCUAGACCUCACCAUCUACGUCGUUGCCGAAGCAAGCAUCAUAGCCACCGAUCUCGGUCAAGUCAUCGGCACCGCCAUCGCCCUAAACAUCCUCAUUCCCAAGCUCCCGCUCCCCGCCGCCUGCGUCAUCUCCGUAGUCGAGACCCUGCUCGUCCUCCUCUUUUACACCGACACGGGCGAGCUCCGCCGGGUACGCAUCUUCGAAGCCUUCGUCUCCAUCCUUGUCGUCGUCGUCUUCGUCACCAUCUGCAUCGCCCUCUCCAUGGUAGACCACAGCACCAGCACCACCCGCGAAAUCCUACGGGGGUACGUCCCCUCACGCGAGAUCUUUGUUGACACGGGUUUAUACGCCUCGUGCGCCAUUUUGGGCGGCACGCUAAUGCCGCAUGCCCUUUACGUCGGCACCUCGCUCUCUCGCGCAAGGUUGUAUGAUUACGAUAGCAAGCAUGACCUCCCCUCCCCCUCUCCCUCUUUCUCUCCCCGGCAACAGUCCCCCAAUUCUAGCUCGGAGACUAUCGGGUACCGCCCCUCCCUCCGCGCCAUCAAAUCUUGUCUAGGCUACUCCAUCGCCGAACUAACCUUUACCCUCUUCACCGUCGCCAUCUUCGUCAAUUCCGCUUUACUAGUAAUAGCCGGCUCAGCCUUCUACUCCGAGAAUCCUUCGGAAGAAGAAGAAAUUUCCGAAGACCUCUACGCCCUCUACUCCCUUUUCAGGGACUCCAUCGCCCCCGCAGCAGGCAUCAUGUUCGCCGUUUCCCUUUUAUUCUCGGGAAUCAGCGCUGGUAUCGUCUCCACCAUGUCCGGGCAAAUCAUCAUGGAGGGGGCGUUGGAUAUCCGCCUCAACCCCUUCUUGCGGAGACUGAUUACCCGAUGUGUGGCGAUCAUUCCGGCGCUGGUGAUUGCGUUGGCGGUGGGCAAAGAUGGGUUGAGUAAAGCGCUGGUGGCGUGUAAUUACUUGCUGGCGAUUGCGCUGAUUCCCAUUACGUUUCCGAUUGUGUGGUAUACGUGUUGCAAGAAGUAUAUGCAGGUGCCGGCGGAUGAUGAUACGGGGACGGUGGACAUGAAGAAUAAUGUGGUGACGGCGGGCGUGGCGUGGUUGUUGUGGUUGUUGGUGGUGGUGAUGGAUGUGGCGACGGUGGUGUUGGUUGGGUUGGGGAUUACAAAGGAUGAGGGCUAA